ACGGUCAACUCGUUUGAGCCAGACUGCAAGAACAGUGUCCGUGAAAAAAAAAAAAAUAAAAUAAAUAAGAGUCAGUGCAAUGCAUUCACGAUGAACAACAAUAGCAGCACAACCAACCCGGGCCAUGUUGUUGCCGAUCCGGACGAUUCCGGCAGUUCGUCCUCUUCGUCGCCGUUGAGACACUUCCGACUCAAUUGCCUACCGCCAUCUUGUUACUCCAUUCACGAUAUCUUGCACUACAAUCCGGCCAGUCCCGAUGAUCCUUCAGUCUCCAUCCAAUCGCAAUUCGAUUCGCUCGAAUGUCCUCCGUCGAGCCAACCACCUCCGCCACCUUACAACAACAACAACAACAAUGGAUUACUUCUAAUGGAUCAUCAUGCCGCUUCAUCAUCCACUCACUUAGCUAAUUCCUUACCAGCCGAUGGGGCUAAUGGUGCGGACGAAGAAGCUCUCCGCUCGCCGGAAACUCAACAUCACGACAGUGGCGACGACGAUUCACCUUCGACCUCGUCGACGACCCGAUCUCAGCAGGGACACUUGGCCGUGGGGCAACACCAGCAGCAAACAUCCGGCGGUCACGGGCCGAUGAAACGAAAACAAAGAAGAUAUCGGACGACUUUCACCAAUUUCCAGCUGGAGGAGCUGGAACACGCCUUCCACAAAACCCACUACCCCGACGUCUUUUUCCGCGAAGAAUUGGCCGUCAAAAUCGAUCUCACAGAAGCACGCGUUCAGGUUUGGUUUCAAAACCGUCGCGCCAAAUUCCGCAAGCACGAGCGCAUCACGCAUCACCAACACCAUCAACACCACCCACAACAGCAGCAACACCUCGGACAACAGGCUCAGCAACAGUCACACCAAGGUCACGAGAAUCCGUUCGAACGUGACGCUGCCAGCGUCACGUCCAUGACGGCCGACGUUGGUGGCUUAUUGAUGCAACAGCAGCCGGAGGCUUCGUCGUCAUCGUGUCCGAUGAUCAGCAAAGAUUGCGAUCAGCAACAGCAGCUCUUCAGUCAAUACCUGCAGCAUCAUCAUCAUCAUCAUCAUCAUCAUCUGCACCAUCAUCAACAAAACAUAGUCAGUCACGAAUCGUCUUACAUUUAUCACCCGGAACCCCUUCUACCCACAUCGACCAACGAGGCAAGUGGGGAACCUGUCCAACAACAGAUUUACGUGAACACGAGCGGGAGCGUGACACCUUCCCCGUUUCUGGCCCACUUGUCGGCGUCUCCAUCGCCCGACUGGCCUCAUUACGUCACUACGACUGCAACGACAACCACGUCGACGGCCUCAUCGCCCGUCUACCAUCACCCGGCGCCGCCCACUCAGCAUCCAACGUACCGCGAAGAUCACGAGAAUCAAGAAGAAGACGGAAGCGUCACCAUCGGUGCGAGCGCCGACGAUUACCAUUUCUUCGUGAGUCACGGCGCCUUGGAUUUGGCCUCGUCUUUCAUGAACCCAACGGGCAACAAUGCAAACAGCGACAAAGAAUCGGAUCCGUCGCUGGCGUCUCAAUUGCGACGCCUGGACGCGUCGCAAUCGGAAGCGGCGGCCGACGACGACGGCGACAUCGGCGAUGAAAUUCAUUUAGCCAACAUGGCGUUCAUGAACGCCUCGUCGAAAACGGGACUGCACCACCUACACCAUCAGGUGCACGAGCCGAAGAGCAGCAAAACCGCAAACGAUUUCGCGCCGCAUUCGGGCGCCUACGCAACUGCGGACGGCGGCGGCGACGACGACGACGUUGUUUUAAGUUUAAACGACGCUUGAAAAAUAACAUAUUUCGUUUUUCGACAACACGAAGUUUGUGGUUGUGUGUGUUGUUUUGUUUGUUUUGUUUGUUUUUUUUUUCAAUCAUUUUUGGCUGUAGGCCUCUUCUUUUCCCACCGACACCCGACGUUUCGUUUUCAGUCCAAGUUUCUUUCUCGUUUGGACGUUGUUCAUGUUGUCGUUUUUGAAUACAUAUUCUUUUCCUCCCCUC
This is a messenger RNA of Daphnia carinata, 1981 nucleotides long. RefSeq names its product retinal homeobox protein Rx-like. Bases 91 to 1770 code for a protein of 559 amino acids. Gene Ontology annotation, molecular function: DNA-binding transcription factor activity, RNA polymerase II-specific; RNA polymerase II transcription regulatory region sequence-specific DNA binding. The transcript has 6 exons. Gene Ontology annotation, biological process: regulation of transcription by RNA polymerase II. Lineage: Eukaryota; Metazoa; Arthropoda; Branchiopoda; Diplostraca; Daphniidae. The record is from RefSeq and is a predicted model, not a curated record.